Molecule: messenger RNA, 2384 nt
Organism: Brachypodium distachyon (stiff brome)
Lineage: Eukaryota; Viridiplantae; Streptophyta; Magnoliopsida; Poales; Poaceae
Product: heat shock cognate 70 kDa protein
Exons: 2
Coding region: 200-2164 (654 amino acids)
Biological process (GO): cellular response to unfolded protein; protein refolding
Cellular component (GO): cytoplasm
Molecular function (GO): ATP-dependent protein folding chaperone; heat shock protein binding; ATP binding
Source: RefSeq, a predicted model, not a curated record
UAGCGCGCUCGAACAUUCUCGAAACCCCCAGGGAGGCCAUGACCCCCCCUUAAAACCCACGGCCAGUUCGUGCCCUCCCCAACAGUUCCAUUGCAAUUCCCACAGCAAUCAAAUUCACGAUUCUCUCAGAUCUGGAGCUCUAAGUUUCGAUUUCUUCUUCCGAAUCCCUUUUACCAGUUCCCAGUUUAGAGCAAAGCAGAUGGCGAAGGGAGGAGAGGGCCCGGCCAUCGGCAUCGACCUCGGCACCACCUACUCCUGCGUCGGCGUGUGGCAGCACGACCGCGUCGAGAUCAUCGCCAAUGACCAGGGGAACCGGACCACGCCGUCGUACGUGGGCUUCACCGACACCGAGCGGCUCAUCGGCGACGCCGCGAAGAACCAGGUCGCGAUGAACCCCACCAACACCGUCUUCGAUGCCAAGCGUUUGAUCGGCAGGCGUUUCUCCGAUCCGUCCGUGCAGAGCGACAUGAAGUUGUGGCCAUUCAAGGUCAUUCCCGGUCCUGGUGACAAGCCGAUGAUCGUUGUCCAGUACAAGGGCGAGGAGAAGCAGUUCGCCGCUGAGGAGAUCUCCUCGAUGGUGCUCAUCAAGAUGAAGGAGAUUGGUGAGGCUUACCUCGGCACCACCAUCAAGAACGCAGUCGUGACGGUGCCGGCCUACUUCAACGACUCGCAGCGGCAGGCCACCAAGGACGCCGGCGUCAUUGCCGGCCUCAAUGUGAUGCGCAUCAUCAACGAGCCGACUGCAGCUGCCAUUGCCUAUGGUCUCGACAAGAAGGCCAGCAGCUCUGGCGAGAAGAACGUGCUCAUCUUCGACCUGGGUGGCGGCACGUUUGAUGUGUCGCUGCUCACCAUCGAGGAGGGCAUCUUCGAGGUGAAGGCCACAGCCGGCGACACUCACCUCGGCGGCGAGGACUUCGACAACCGCAUGGUGAACCACUUCGUCCAGGAGUUCAAGCGCAAGCACAAGAAGGACAUCAGUGGCAACCCUCGCGCUCUCCGGCGUCUGCGCACGGCCUGUGAGCGUGCCAAGCGCACCCUGUCGUCCACCGCCCAGACCACGAUCGAGAUCGACUCUCUGUACGAGGGCGUCGACUUCUACUCGACCAUCACCAGGGCUCGGUUCGAGGAGCUCAACAUGGACCUGUUCCGCAAGUGCAUGGAGCCCGUGGAGAAGUGCCUGCGCGAUGCCAAGAUGGACAAGAGCACCGUGCACGACGUCGUCCUCGUGGGCGGCUCCACCCGCAUCCCCAAGGUGCAGCAGCUGCUGCAGGACUUCUUCAACGGCAAGGAGCUGUGCAAGAGCAUCAACCCCGAUGAGGCCGUGGCCUACGGCGCUGCUGUCCAGGCCGCCAUCCUCAGCGGCGAGGGCAACGAGAAGGUGCAGGACCUGCUUCUGCUCGAUGUCACGCCCCUGUCUCUUGGCCUCGAGACUGCGGGCGGCGUCAUGACGGUGCUCAUCCCGCGGAACACCACCAUUCCGACCAAGAAGGAGCAGGUCUUCUCCACAUACUCCGACAACCAGCCAGGCGUCCUGAUCCAGGUGUUCGAGGGCGAGCGCGCCAGGACCAAGGACAACAACCUGCUUGGCAAGUUCGAGCUGUCCGGCAUUCCUCCUGCUCCUCGCGGUGUGCCCCAGAUCACCGUCUGCUUCGACAUCGACGCCAACGGCAUCCUCAACGUGUCGGCUGAGGACAAGACAGCCGGGCUGAAGAACAAGAUCACCAUCACCAACGACAAGGGCCGGCUCAGCAAGGAGGAGAUCGAGAAGAUGGUGCAGGAGGCGGAGAGGUACAAGGCGGAGGACGAGGAGCUCAAGAAGAAGGUGGAUGCCAAGAACGCGCUGGAGAACUACGCCUACAACAUGAGGAACACCAUCAAGGAUGACAAGAUCGCCGCCAAGCUCUCGGCUGGUGACAAGAAGAAGAUUGAGGACUCGAUCGACGGCGCCAUCAGCUGGCUCGACACAAACCAACUCGCCGAGGCUGACGAGUUUGAGGACAAGAUGAAGGAGCUCGAGGGAAUCUGCAACCCCAUCAUCGCGAAGAUGUACCAGGGUGCUGGCGCCGACAUGGGAGGCAUGGGCAUGGGCGGUGCCACCGCCAUGGAUGAGGAUUCGCCCUCCAGCCGAAGUGGCGCGGGGCCCAAGAUCGAGGAGGUCGAUUAAGCUGAAAUCGGAGCGGUGUUUGAUUGUUUUGGUAGCGAGGGAGUCUGACGUCAGAAAACUAUGCAGUAUCGUGUCGUUGAAUAGGUGUUCGUCUAUUUCCAUGGUUCCAUGGAAGGAUUUUAGUUCUGGUUAUGUCGUGAGACUUUUAAUUUGGAUGGAAGCUGGAAUUGCUGUGAUCUGAAUUUUCAUGCAAAAUCUGUUCUCUAAUUGUGUUUUUGCU